AUGAGUAUGAGCAGCGCGCCACGGGCGAGCCAGCUUUCAGGCUCGACCGUCUACCCUUCAAAUGCCAGCUUGAACUCCCUCGCAACCGCUAGCACAAUCAUCUCACCGCCCUCUAACGGGCAGGUCGUCGCCACCAGCAACAUCAUCAACCAAAAGGCAGACGCUUCGCGCUCCCUCUACCAAAUAUGCGUUGCCAUCAAGAACCGACUGAGCCUCGCACCCGGCUUCGACGAGUACAUGGCCCAACUUGAGGAGAGGGAACAGGAAGGUGGAGACGCCGGCGGACCUGUCGAAGGCCUCUGGGGCCUGCUGAGGACAGGCAUUCCUCUCCUGUCUAUCUACAAUGCCACCGAUCCAGACGACCCACUCGUCGUCAACGUACCAAACGCCACCGAUGCGAAGAAAGGGAAGCUCGCGAUUGCUAAGUUUGUGCAAGGAUGCUCGAAAGAACUGAAGAUACCGCCUCAGGAAAUGUUCAUUGUUGCAGAUUUGCUAGGCACUGAUACAUCGGGAUUCAGCAAGGUCCUGGUGGUUAUCAACAUGGUUCUCGACAUUGCUCAACAGAGAGGUCUCCUGAGACAACCACAACAAACGCCGUACGGCGACAUCGAUGCCCCGCCCCCCGAGGGAGUUGCGAAAAUGAGCUACCGCGAUCACAUCAUACGCGAACUUGUGGACACCGAGCGCAAAUACGUCCAGGACCUUGAAAAUUUGCAUGAUUUGAAGAAGACGCUGGAACAAAGGGGCGCGAUCAGCGGCGAUGUCGCACAUUCGAUCUUUCUCAACAUCAAUUCUAUCCUCGACUUCCAACGGCGCUUUCUGAUCCGCGUCGAGACAACAAACUCCAUGCCGCAGCUUCGGCAGGAAUGGGGCAGUCCAUUUGUGGCAUACGAAGACUCGUUCAAUGCAACUUACCAGCCUUUCAUUGCCAACCAAAGAAAAGCGGCUCUGAUCGCGAGCCAGGUUUUUGACAAGAUUCAGACUAUUCAACACCCCGUGGCCUGUGAUUACAAUACCCUGGAUGGUUUCCUACUCAAACCUAUGCAGCGACUUGUGAAGUACCCUCUGCUGCUCAAGGACCUGAUGAAGAAGAGCGAUGACGAGACCAUCAAACAAGAUUUGGCGGCUGGUAUUGAGGCCGCAGAACACGUCCUAAAGAAAGCAAACGAGGCCGUUGAUCGGGACCUGCUUGACGAGGCACUGGAAGAGCUGGUCGGCCGCGUAGACGACUGGAAGAACCACCGCGUGGAGCAUUUCGGAAAACUUCUGCUCCAUGGUGUGUACACGGUCAUCACCGGCAAGACUGACCAAGAGAAGGACUAUGAGAUCUACCUUUUUGAGUGCAUCCUGCUGUGCUGCAAAGAAAUCACGCCAAAUAAGAGCAAGGACAAGAAGGACAAGACACGCUCGACAGGUCCGAAGAUGCGCAACAAGAACAACAAGUUGCAGCUCAAGGGACGUAUUUUCAUGACAAACGUCACAGAAGUGUUGAGUUUCUCAAAGCCCGGAUCGUACACCGUGCAGAUUUGGUGGAAGGGGGACCCCGGGGUUGAGAACUUUGUCAUCAAGUUCUCGAAUGAGGAGAUGAUGAAGAAAUGGGCCACUGGUCUCGAUAAGCAACGAAAGGAGAACGCGCCUCAGAGCGCAACGAGCCCUGACCAGUCGACGGCGAACUUUAGGUGGAUGGAAGCGCAAGGCGGGGACCUGGUGAAUCCAUAUGCGGAGCACGACGAGGAUGAUGAUGACUUCCCCCCUCCAUCAUCGGCGUCAUCCUAUAACCCCAUGCAAGGACUCAUGCCAAGGACGGCCUCUAGCACGAGCCUGCGGCAACGGUCAGGAACGCAGGAGAGCACGAUGUCGCUAGCCGGUAUGGUGCGCCGACAGCCACCUCCAAGCUUCCCCAUGCCACAGCCGCCGACAGCCCUUUCGCUGCAAACCGGAUCGCAGCCACAGCAUUCUCCCGGACCACGCGGUGGAGAGUCGUAUUUUUCCCCGGUUGCCGAGUCCCCUGCUUCGUCAAGGACAAGCACCACAUCUAGCUUCUUCGGUCCGAGUUCCAGCUACAUACUACCCAAGAAUGGAGCCCCGCAGUCCGGGUGGCCAGAAGACAAUAAUCGAUACACAGCUCCAGCCAUGCCACGGGCCCCUUCCCGCGACGGACCGUCCCCAGCGAAUGCCUACGGAAUGGUGAACGGCCGCAACCCACGUGGACCCUCGUUGCCAGCAAUGGCAACGUCGUCAUCGCAGUCUAUCGCCGCGCAACAAAGAAGUAGGUCUUACUCAACUCCUGAUAUCAAUGGCCAACCACAGCAACCGGUGAGGAGAACCGAGCGAGGAGGUAGUCAAGGCGUUCCAGCCGUGCCCGGCAUCCCCGCGCAUUUGCAUCCAGCACAUGACGGCAACAUCCCGAGGAGCCAGACGGGCAGUCCCAGGCAAGAGCUUCCGAUUCGGGCUAACACCCAGAGUCCAGGCGUCCAGAGGGAUCGCUUGCAACAGUUCGGCGGGGGAGGUCAAAUGGCCCAAUUCCCAGCUCAGCCUGUUCAUCGUCAGCUUACCCCUGGUCCCAAUAAAAAUGGCCUCAUGCCUGCACCAUUGAAUCUCGACUCAUCAAGGACAGUUUCUCCAGGACUGAACACCGCAGGGGCCGCGCCGCCCACCUCGAACCCCCUGGCCAGCCCCAACCCGAAUGACGCGCCCUUCCAAUCCCAACUCAAGGUCAAGGUCAACUGCGACAGUGGCAACUACGUCACACUUGUAGCAGCCUUCAACAUCACGUACCAGAGUCUUACCGAUCGCAUCGAUGCCAAGCUCUCGCGGUUCACAAACUCAAGUAUUGGUAAGGGAAAUCUGAGGCUGCGAUACCGCGACGAGGACGGCGACUUCGUCAACAUCGAGAGUGACGAGGACAUCCAAAUCGCGUUUUCAGACUGGCGCGAGAACAUCCGCAGCAUGUACAGUGGUGGCAUGGGAGAGAUAGAGCUCUUCUGUGUGGGUGACACGGCUUAG
Molecule: messenger RNA, 3006 nt
Organism: Diaporthe amygdali
Lineage: Eukaryota; Fungi; Ascomycota; Sordariomycetes; Diaporthales; Diaporthaceae
Product: CDC24 Calponin
Exons: 4
Coding region: 1-3006 (1001 amino acids)
Biological process (GO): intracellular signal transduction; establishment of cell polarity; septin ring organization
Cellular component (GO): nucleus; cytoplasm; division septum
Molecular function (GO): protein binding; guanyl-nucleotide exchange factor activity
Source: RefSeq, a predicted model, not a curated record